Messenger RNA from Wallemia mellicola CBS 633.66, 680 nucleotides. Its product is annotated as shikimate kinase. Gene Ontology annotation, molecular function: gluconokinase activity. The transcript is spliced from 2 exons. Gene Ontology annotation, cellular component: cytoplasm. NCBI's taxonomy places the organism in Eukaryota, Fungi, Basidiomycota, Wallemiomycetes, Wallemiales, Wallemiaceae. Bases 25 to 609 code for a protein of 194 amino acids. The record is from RefSeq and is a predicted model, not a curated record.
AUCCACCAAGUGCAACGAUAAAGAAUGACAGAAGGAGAUAAAAGACCAGCUUUAAUUAUUAUAAUGGGUACAUCUGGCUCCGGUAAGAGCACAGUCGGUAAUGAUAUAGCAGCCUCUCUUAACGUGCAGUUUAUCGACGGCGAUGAUCUGCACCCACAAGCGAAUGUCGAUAAGAUGUCGAGAGGUGAACCUCUUACGGACGAGGAUAGAGAGCCCUGGUUGAAGGUUAUGCAUCGCAAAGCCCAAGAAAUAACAGACGGUGCACACGACAAAGACGUCAAGAGACCGGUUAUACUCAUCGCCUGCUCAGCUCUCAAGAAGAUCUAUAGGGACACCCUCCGUGGGGAUGAGAAAGUCACUUCGGAUACCCAGUUCUCACCUAUAAAAACAUACUUCUUAUACCUCAAAGGUAGUCAGGAAGCACUCCAGGCGAGGAUGUCAGCCAGAAAGGGUCACUUCAUGACUGAAAGAAUGCUCAAUAGCCAACUUCAAACUUUAGAGGAGCCAGAGGAAGAUGAAACCGACGUCAGAGUUGUCGAUAUCGACAAAUCCCGUGAAGAAGUCGCAGAAGAGUCAAUCGCAGCUGUGAAGUCAUUGCUAGAGUUGUAAAAUAAAGAGAAGGAAAUAUAUUUCUACCAUUUAGUGAUGUUCGCUGUGUGCUUGUUCAAAUCUGAUGCCAC